This is a messenger RNA of Haliotis rufescens (red abalone), 2411 nucleotides long. Its product is annotated as gamma-aminobutyric acid type B receptor subunit 1-like. The transcript has 16 exons. Gene Ontology annotation, cellular component: membrane; G protein-coupled receptor heterodimeric complex. Bases 1 to 2355 code for a protein of 784 amino acids. Gene Ontology annotation, biological process: G protein-coupled receptor signaling pathway; gamma-aminobutyric acid signaling pathway. Gene Ontology annotation, molecular function: G protein-coupled GABA receptor activity. Lineage: Eukaryota; Metazoa; Mollusca; Gastropoda; Lepetellida; Haliotidae. The record is from RefSeq and is a predicted model, not a curated record.
AUGGCCUACGUCUUCCUGCUGGUUCUGCUGUCGACGUCAUCUGUGGCGGGGGUAAAGGACCUCUACAUCCUGGGACUGUUCCCCAUGGACGGACCCUCCUGGCCAGGGGGUCGUGCUAUCAAGGCAGCGGCAGACAUCGCGCUGGAACAUGUGAACGCCAUGGAUAACAUGUUGGAGGGCUACGACCUCACACUUAUCUGGAACAACACUAGGUGUCAUACAGGGAUCGGCGUCAACAGCAUGUACCGCAACCUCUACAACCCGCCAACGAAGGUCAUCAUGUACGGACCAGGCUGUUCCUUCGUGACGGAAGCCACUGCGCAGGCGUCCCACAUGUGGAAUCUCGUCCAGAUAUCAUGGGGGUCAAUCUCACCGGCGUUGUCAGAUAAGACCAAAUUUCCACGUUUCUUCAGAGCCAAUCCCCCUGAAGUGGAAGUGAACCCGGCAAGAAUCCAGCUUUUCAAGAGAUUCAACUGGGCCAAGAUUGCCACCAUCCACGAGUCUUAUGAACUUUUUUCUGCGCCAACAGAGGACUUGCUGCACAGAAUCCAAGAUGAAAACAUGACUGUCAUCAGAUCCGAAAUCAUCACAAAAGACCCUGCAUUUCAAGUUGCCAACUUGAAGAUAAUGUUAACUUUCUUUCAGGAGAGCGAUGCCAGAAUCAUAGUGGGCAGUUUCUAUGAAGGCACGGCCAGAAAGGUGUUCUGCGAGGCAUACAAGAACAAUCUGUACGGCCCUAAGAUAGUGUGGAUAACUGCCGGCUGGUACGAAGAUCGAUGGUGGACUACUACAGACGCAGCCAUCGACUGUACACCAGAACAGCUUGCUGUGGUUGUGGAGGGAUCUAUUGGUGUGUCCAGGGUGCUACUCAACCCCCGAGAUGAGGUGACUUUGUCUGGCGUCAGGCCGAGUGAGUUUAUGAAGUUGUACAACGCCCGCUCGGACAACGGAUCCUGGUUCGCCAGCAUGUUCGCGUCUCUCAGCUAUGACUCCAUCCUCGCCAUCUCACUUGCGCUCAAUACAACACAGGGCUAUCUGGCGGCUACGGAAAGCAACCUAACGCUACAAGACUUCAGCUACACCGACGACACGAUAGGCUCCAUCAUCUUCCAAAGCAUGAAGGAUGUCCACUUCACUGGCAUGGCUGGACACUUAUCUUUUAAUGAGAAAGGGGAUCCAAUAGGCCUGUACACAAUCAAUAGGAUUCAAGGUGGUCAGUCUGUCAUGGUAGGUCUCUACGACCCGACACUCCAAUCAAGUUCUCAGGUUGAUUGGCUACCGGAAACAGACCCAAUUGUAUGGCAAGAUGGAAAGAUUCCACGAGACGCUGUGCUGAAGCUUGUCGAGGUGGAGCACUUGUUCCCUGCUCUUUACAUCUGCUUCUGUUGCGUUUCGGGACUAGGGGCGGCAUUGUCUGUCUUCUUUCUGGUGUUCAACAUAUACUACAGGGACCUACGGGAGGUGAAGAUGUCGUCUCCACGGCUCAACAACUUUACACUGAUUGGCUGCCUGCUUCUGUACAUGACGCCAUUUCUUGAGAAUACCAGCGCAACUUCCUUCUCGGCCUUCUGUACUAUCAAAGCGUUUUUCCUGACUCUUGGAUUUUCACUCUCAUUCGGAGCACUAUUUGCCAAAACUUGGCGUGUCCAUGUGAUCUUCACCAACUCUACCAAGAAGAAGAAGAUUGUUAAAGACGGUCAGCUGAUGGCAAUGGUCGGCGCUCUUGUAGCCAUAAAUACGCUGGUCCUGCUGACGUGGACCUUUCUGGACCCCAUCGUUGUUGUCGACUACGACCUCCCUCUGCAGAGGGAUGACAAGGAGGAUGUGAUUACUCAAAGGAUAGUGAAACUGUGCGAGUCCCCCAACCAGAUAUACUUCACGGUCGCACUGUUCGCCCUGCAGGGCAUCCUCAUGCUGCUCGGGGCUUUUCUGGCAUGGGAAACACGAAAGGUGAAGCUCGAUGGUCUUAACGACUCCAAGAUGAUUGGCAUGUCUGUGUACAACGUCCUCGUGCUGAGCCUCCUCGGCGUCACCGUCUCCAUGGCUCUCAGAACUCAGGUCAACAUCAACUACGCCCUCACCUCCACCGUCGUCAUCCUCGCCACAACCGUUACUCAGUGUCUCAUCUUUGUGCCAAAGGUGCUGUCUGUAAAGAACAUCGGAAAUCAGGUGGAUGACGUCGGUGACAUGAUGGCGGUAGCAGGCGGGAGGUUGCCAACCGUCGGCGGGACAAUGAUGACGUCAUCGGCAGUUACAGCCCACCGUCUGAUAACAGUGGAGAAGACGCUCCAUCUGAAAAACCUGGAAGUAGAGCGAUUAAAGGCAGAAUUAGAAAAGUACAAGAAGACAGAAUAGGCUGAAACCAAUCCGCUGAAACUCCCUGCCCGAGUUUAUUGUCUUUGGAUGUGAUA